Molecule: messenger RNA, 8129 nt
Organism: Apodemus sylvaticus (European woodmouse)
Lineage: Eukaryota; Metazoa; Chordata; Mammalia; Rodentia; Muridae
Gene: Pax5
Product: paired box 5
Exons: 10
Coding region: 1056-2228 (390 amino acids)
Biological process (GO): regulation of transcription by RNA polymerase II; anatomical structure development
Molecular function (GO): RNA polymerase II cis-regulatory region sequence-specific DNA binding; DNA-binding transcription factor activity, RNA polymerase II-specific
Source: RefSeq, a predicted model, not a curated record
AGCGGCUUCGGGGCGGCGCGGUGGCGCACUGUGCGCGCCGAGCAGGAGGAGGGCUAGCGCCGGCGGCGCCGGCGGCAGAGCGGGCAUUAGAGCCGGCAAGGGCUUCCUCUCAGCACCAACAGCCCCGGCGGCCCCGGCGGCCCCGGCGGCAGGGACCCUCAUCCUCUCCUGCGACCCUCGCUCCACGCUGGGCAGACGCGGCGGCUGUCCCGGAAGAGGCAAGCCAGGGACAAUCCAUCUGGAACCCCGAGAACCGGCAGCGGGGCUCCAAGAGUUGGUAGCGUGAGGUACAGCCAGGCGCCAAGGGGCCGGGAGCUGCGGGGCCCGCGGGAACUUUGAAGGCAGCGGGUCCCGGGCUUUGAGGGUUGCAGCUUCGGGGCUCCCCGGGCUCACAGCUUCAGCAGCUGCAGCAUCUCAAGAUCCGCCGCGGCCCCUGCGUGACAGGAGAGGGAGUUCUCUGUAACUUCGUCGGAGACGUCGGAGAGCCGGCAGGAGCGAGGUGGAGGGGCUGCUCCGGCUCCAGAGACACGGAGCAGCGGGAGACAGGAAGGACCUGGCGGAGGCCGGAGGGCGGGCAGACCCUCGAGGCAGCAAGACCGAAGCAGCCUGGCAGUCCGCGGCCUCGCUGCCCCGGACUGAGACGAAGGGCCCUGCGCUCGCGGCCUCCUGCGGGCAGCUGCUGGUCCCGCGCCCGGCUCCCCUAGCCGUCCCGGAGGUGGGCCCCUGCGCUAUGCCCUCGACGCCGCGCGCGCUUGGGCCGCAGCUUCUCUGGUGCGGGCCGGGAGCCGCCGCUUGAGCCGGCCGAGGAGCGAAGCCAGCCGGAGUUGUGCGCCCGUUCCCAGACCGACUGGCUGAGCACCGUUUCCCGCCUCUCGGCUCAGCUCUCUGCGAUCUUCCGCAGGCGGCUCCGAGAGGGACCCCACGGCUGCAGCGGUGUUUUCUGAGCUCAGCUCACCCGGUGCCCGCCCUGGUGGCGUGGUUCCCUUGGCGCCCUGGGCAGCCCUUUGGCGCCGAGAGGCAGCGGCGUGGGCCGGCCUACAGUCUGGAGCGCCCCGAUGGAAAUACACUGUAAGCACGACCCGUUUGCAUCCAUGCAUAGACAUGGAGGAGUGAAUCAGCUUGGGGGGGUUUUUGUGAAUGGACGGCCACUCCCAGAUGUAGUCCGCCAAAGGAUAGUGGAACUUGCCCAUCAAGGUGUCAGGCCCUGCGACAUCUCCAGGCAGCUUCGGGUCAGCCAUGGUUGUGUCAGCAAAAUUCUUGGCAGGUAUUAUGAGACAGGAAGCAUCAAGCCGGGGGUGAUUGGAGGAUCCAAACCAAAGGUCGCCACUCCCAAAGUGGUGGAAAAAAUCGCUGAGUACAAACGCCAAAAUCCUACCAUGUUUGCCUGGGAGAUCAGGGACCGGCUGUUGGCAGAGCGAGUGUGUGAUAACGACACAGUGCCCAGCGUCAGCUCCAUCAACAGGAUCAUCCGGACAAAAGUACAGCAGCCCCCCAACCAGCCGGUCCCAGCUUCCAGUCACAGCAUAGUGUCUACAGGCUCCGUGACGCAGGUGUCGUCGGUGAGCACCGACUCCGCAGGCUCCUCAUACUCCAUCAGUGGCAUCCUGGGCAUCACGUCCCCAAGUGCUGACACCAACAAGCGCAAGAGAGAUGAAGGUAUGCAGGACUCUCCAGUGCCAAAUGGCCACUCACUCCCGGGCCGAGACUUCCUCCGGAAGCAGAUGCGGGGAGACCUGUUCACACAGCAGCAGCUGGAGGUGCUUGACCGCGUGUUUGAGAGACAGCACUACUCAGACAUCUUCACCACCACGGAACCCAUCAAGCCAGAGCAGACCACAGAGUAUUCAGCUAUGGCUUCACUGGCUGGGGGCCUGGAUGACAUGAAGGCCAACCUGACAAGCCCCACCCCCGCUGACAUCGGGAGCAGUGUUCCAGGCCCGCAGUCCUACCCCAUUGUCACAGGCCGAGACUUGGCAAGCACAACCCUCCCGGGGUACCCGCCACACGUCCCCCCCGCUGGACAGGGCAGCUACUCUGCACCGACGCUGACAGGGAUGGUGCCUGGGAGUGAAUUUUCUGGAAGUCCCUACAGUCACCCUCAGUAUUCCUCCUACAACGAUUCAUGGAGGUUCCCCAACCCAGGGCUGCUCGGCUCUCCAUACUAUUACAGUGCUGCAGCCCGAGGAACUGCCCCACCGGCCGCAGCCACUGCCUAUGACCGUCACUGACCCUCAGAGCCAUGUGGGCGCCAAGCACUUACAACACAUCAGUGAGGGAGACAGACAGAGGGGCCCAAGGGCUCUGUCUCCCACCCCAUCCCCAUCCCCAUCCCACACCCACUUGAAACACCCUUCCUCCCCUUUGUCCUGCCCGGGGUCCAGGUUGGACUUCUCCAUCCUUGUCAUUUCAAGAGUCACUUGAUGAGCUUCUCCAGGAGGUGACAGUGUCUCCACUGAUCUGAAGACCGCUGCAGUCAAGCUCAGCCUGCCAAUCCCCCUGACUGUCUGACCAUCUCUGCGUUUCCGCCACAGCAGGCCUGGAAAGGAAAGCUAGGUUUCAUUGCUUCACAGCACCCAUGUAAAUACCGUCUUGCUUCUCUGUGGGCCUGAGGGUCUGACAGAGCAGAUUGGUCAACCCACAGUGCAUUCCAGGACAUCUUCCACUUGUGCACAGGGCAUCUCUCUGCCCUGGUGCCCUGUCAGGUGUCUCAAAGAUGUCUUUGAAGCUGACAGUACCUACCUUGCAUGGUGCAAGUCUCCUUUGAGGUUCCCCCCAAGAGGAAUAUGCUUCUAGGAGAUGCCCUGGCUUCUUGUGUCCAUUUCCACAGAGCCACCACAGUGUCGAGAGUCCUCCUCUUGAUCAAGGGACUCCAAGAGAACUGUCCGGGACAUUCUUCAGCUGCCGUUCUAAAGCAAAAGGUUAUCCAAGUGCUGAGCCGUUGUGGCUCUGAAUGGCUGUCUGGAUCAAAAAAUCGUGUGCCCCAGGCCAGGGGCGGACCUGAGGCUCCGUGAUACUCCUGCCUCACCCCCAGAACCACCAAACUGAAUAUGUUUUCUGAGGCAUGUCCAGGCUCAGGUCACUUUGGUCAUCAGCCAUGGACACUUCACCCAACAACUGUCCUUUGAGACCCCAACGACUGGAUUCUGGGCAAGCCUGUCCCAGUCAUAGAGACAGUGUCUAAGAGAACGAACUUAUCCCUGCCUGGAGGACCAGCACACCCUGCAGGUGGCAGCCAAGCUCCCUCCCACAACCCUGCCUGCCUCUGGGAAGCACAGUGUGUGGCUGGGUACGGAGGUGCUGGGGAUGGUUGUGGGUGCCUGACUCACCCCAUGCAGAUCAAUCUGCUACUACAGGGGGUGGAGCUGGAACUCACUGUGGGAAAGGAAGAGGAAUAUGUGGGAGACAGAAAGGGCGAGGGAGGGACAGGCCAAGCAGCGAGGAGCUGGUGAGUGACUUGGGGGUGGGUUUGAGUCUGGGGUGCCCGGUGACACAAUUUCUUCUUCUGGAAUUCUAUUCUCUACACGGUCCCUCUUGCAAACUUCUCUGAAUAGCAGAGAAGAACCCUGGUCUAAACUGAGGCUAAAUUAUAAUAAUAAUGGAGAACUUGACCAUUUCACAUGAUAGUGUCCCCAGGGCUGUGCUGUGGGGCCUCAGACCCUUUACCUCUCUGAGGCUUAGCUGGACUGACAGCAGGCUUAGUUCAUGAUUUUUCCUUCCUCCCUUCCUCCCAGAGAGUAGAGGUGGUGACUGUCACCUAGGUUAGCCCUCACUCUUGACCAAGUAUGCGGGGUCUUGCUAAUGUUCCAAUCAAGUGUAAAACAAGAAUUAGAAACAGAGGAGUCUUCAAAAAGACAUAGUUUAGUCCCUGAGGGGAACUGAGGCACAGUUUAUGGAAGUCCAGAACCAGACAGGGAGACCAGACAGACCUCCUUCCCAUGUAUUUUGUGCCUCAAUACCCCCAACAGAGGAGUGGGACAAAAGAAAGAAAUUAUGGCUCCGAAUAGUGGAGGCUCUAAGCAGUGACUGGGUUGGGAUUUGGGCCCCUGACUUCUGACAUGGUGGUCUCUGUCACCUCUAUCUUCCUCUCUCUUGUACCUGGGAGAGAAGGUGGCUGUGAAGACAGCAGGAGGAGGCACUACUUGUCCCAGAACUCCAGAUUAGGCUUCCAAACCAGUACAACUGCCAGGGUUCCCCAGUCACCAUGCCAGAGUCAAGGCCUGUGAGCUCGAAGCAGGCCUGGAACCUGGGGAACUUGCUAGGCAAGGGAAAGAAACUAGAGCCCCAGGCCGCCCCCAGGAACUGAGGGACACCAGCCUCCACCUGUCAGCUAAGGUAGGAGAAGGCUCCGCCCUCAUUCCUUUUUCCCUGUCCCUGCCAUCCUUCUCCUCUAGUGAUGUUCACCCUGCGCUUCUUGCAGUUUCAAGCUGUUGGAAAGGGGGCAGCCUCCCCGAACAGGCUGCUCAGUUCCACACUCCUUCCUCAGCAUGCCCACCCUGCCCCACAGUGGCUCCUCCCCAGCCACCUGAUGUAGCCCCAUCUUCCUCCUCUCUCCUGAGGUGCUGCUGGUCCUCAGAUUGGAGACUGUAUUUAUUAGACAACCCCAUGGUUCCUGGGAUGCCAGGGAAAAGCACAAGACCCCAGCGGCGCAACGCCGCUCACGCACACACUGCUCUCUCCGGCUCGCACGCUCACACCACAGACGUACAGUGCCAGAGAACAGAGUCGGGGGCUUUAGCAGCUCCGAGCCAGGAGGCCUGGGCACGGCUCCACAGGCCUUGACUUCUGUCAUCCUGUUUGAACUUUGUGAAAAAAGGUAUUUUCAUAUUAUUUGUCUAGCUCCAGCCUGAGAACUUGGGUUAGAGAGCAGACCCGCCAACCCCUUGCCAAGGCACCUUCUCAGAGAUUGAGCCUUUAUAACCGACACUGUGCAGUGCUUUGUAAAGCUCCACUCCCCCAUGGAGCAGAGACCCCGACACUCGGGGCUCACUGUGAAGACAAGGAUGAAAUGAAUUCCCAGCUCUAUGAGCUUUGCCCACAGGGUUGAGCACCCGUCACAGAGCACAUGGCUUGAAGACACUCACCCCUGAGUCCUCCAGAGAUUCCCAGACAUGCAACAAGGAAAACAGAACCCAGAAACUGGACUAGUAACAGGAAGGGUCUGGGCCUUGCUGGUCCCGUUAGCACUGUAACUUUCAAUCUUUACAUACAUUUAUGGAACACUUACUGUUUGUGUGGAACCUUUCCCUGCUGUUCCCUGAGGCUCCCAGGACCCAAGCCCAUGUCCAAGCCCGUGCCACAGUCCCUGGCAGGGCCUAGACAUGAACCUGCUCUGGCUCUUAGAGUAGUAGGCAGCAGUUCCACGAGCAGGCCCGAUUUCUCUUUUCUCUGCCCCUUUUACUUUGGAAUAAACUGUGACAAGGUGCAGGAGAGCCUGGGCUAGAACCUUGGCUCUCCAUAGGCCAGAAAACAUAGACAGACAGACAGACAGCUGAUUCAAAGCCACACUCUGGUCUGGGCAGGGGACAUAGCAGCAAUGUAUGGUGUUGCCCCAGGUAUCCAGAGUGUGUCUGGCCCGUGGACUGACACCUCAAUAGUGAAAACUUUUAAAACAACACUCCAUUGGCCAAAAGAAAAAAGCUGUCUAAAGGCUGACUCCGCCCAUCGCAGGCUGACUCCGCCCAUCGCCGGCCUGCAAAGCCUCCAUUCCUCUUUCAUGCUCUUCAUUCCUGCUCUUUCAUGAACACUUGGAGAAGAUGGCAGGGAGGCGAUAGGCGUGUGAGCUGCUUGGACUCUGGAGGUGGCAGUGGGUGAAACAACGGAUGUGGUGGGUGUGAAGGGAGCUGUUGGUUCUCUAUGUAUAGAGCCCCAGAUGUGGCCACAGGGCGUUGAAGGGUGAAAUCCCUUUAUGAAGAGUCAGGCGCCAGAGUGGCUGCCCUGCCUUUGGCAGCCUUAGCUCCUGGUAGGUGACAUUUCGGCUAGAAUUUAACUCCAAGCCAUGGGGAGCAAAUCUUAAAAACAAACCAAGCACUCCCAAACAAAUACUAGGAGCAAGUGACUCUGACACACAGUCUCUCGGGAGUCCCCUGCGCAGGCCAGGCUAGGGUGGGUCGACCCCAUAGGUUAGACCAGCUCCGCGGUAGUCCUGGCCUUGUCACCGUCUAGAGUCUGCCUCUGAUGGUUUCCAGGCACACACUGGUGCACCUGGGUAAAUUUAUUCCUUCAGUGCUUUAGCCUCCAAGAGGCCUAAGGCACAUGCAUUUCUUAAAAGGAAACAAAAUACAUGUAGGAGACUUGGACAGCCAGGCCACGACUCCUUGCGUGCAGUCUGCCCUACCUCCCAGUGGCCCCUUCAGCCCCUUGGCCCUUGACAUCCCUGGACCUCAAGAUCCCUUUUUGCAUAUUCAUGAGGGAGCCGCAGAGUUGAUCCACGCUUCCCUGCUGUCAGCUCAGGCUGUUCCUGCAGUGGUGCUGGGUCCCCAAGGGCCAGCUGCAGAGCACAUAGUGAGUCCCUUGCGCAGGUGCUGUCCUGACGCAUCUCCAUUGGCUGUAGACCGAGCUGCAUGCUGGGAGCCGCAGGCACCCAUCUUUCUGUCUUUGGUAAUUCCUCAGCAUCAAGGCCCAGUUCCUGGACACUUCCAGGACAGACAGAGAACUCAUAUCAGAUCACUGCCAUUGAUGGGUUUCAAUCCAGAGGUUCCUCUUAGUACAUCAGGUGACAUCCGUGGAACACAGCCACUUGGUGAUACUAGAGUCUUCUGCCCACACCGGCGACGCCUGAGCAGCACCGUCCAUUGCUGCUGCUUUGGUUCUCACUGUGGGAAUGCCCUGACAUCUUGGUUGCAUCUUGAUGGAUGCCCCUCAGCCUGGACAGCUCUGAGCACGAGCAGAGAGGAAGACAGCGUGAAGGACUAGGGACUUAGCAGCUCUGUGCCUCUCUCUGCCUCUAAGGCCUGACUUCAGGAGACCAGCCUGUAGUUUCACCUGCUCUCCCGGGGUUCACUCACCUGCUAAGGCUGCCGAACGUGGGCAUUUAGUCCCCCCAAACCACCAUGCAGAUGCCACACCCCUCAUCUCCAAAAGCACCCCUAAGAUCAUGUCAUGAGAGGUGUUUGAUUUAUAAAUGGUGCGUUUCCCUUUGAGUGGAACAGAAAGGAACCCGUUUAAUGGCCUCCUCAUUUGGAAGCACGAAUACAUUUUCAUGAAACUGUUUUAUUGUAUCUGAGGAAAUGGAGAGUUGAACAUUCCAACCAAUCAAUAGCCAAUUAAUUGCUAUAAACGUAAAAAGAAAAUAAAUCCCAAGUCUAUUUUAAACAUCUUGCAAGACUCAGAGCCUCAGAGUCAGGCCUUCCUCUCCAUGUGAUGUGCACAGGUGCAUUGAAAGGCGAGCAUACACACACACACAUACACACACACACUCCUACACUCACACACAGUCCCACACAUCCACACUAUUAUACACAUCCACACACUGUUACAUUCACACAGUCACACACUCCCCCCAACACAAUCACAAAUACGCUUACACACUUAUACACAAACUCACACACUCCAAUGCUAGGACAUGAAACUCAGAAGAACUGCUGAAUCUGCCGAUGCCAGCUCUUGCGGGCAUUCCUUGCCUUUAGUCCCAGCAGGCGAGCAGACCUAGCAGCAGCCUGUCCUGGGGCUCAGAAAGGGACAGAGCUGGCCCCAGCCCCAAGCCUCCAGCACAGUGUGGGCAGUGGGCAGUGGGCAGUGAGGGCCUGCCGUUGCCGCGAGCUUCUUCCCUGCCUGGCUACAGGCUCACCCCUCUGUGGUCAGGGGGUGGAAUUCUGACCAGAGUGUGGUCCUGGCUCCCGUGGACAGUGCUGCCCUGGGUUUUCACCCUCUAGUGGCCUUCAGACAUUGAGUAUUUGUAGAACUGCAGAUUACAUUCCGAGGGAACUCUGCCAGGAGGACACAUGGGGUUUGCUCUUCAUUCUUUAGAUGGUUAACCGUGUCCUAGGGACAGUCCUUUCCAGCAUCAAAGAAAGACAUAUCUACUGAUCUACUGUAUCCGCCAAAGUUUGUGAUGCCUGCAUAGACGCUUGUUAAAAAAAUACAAAAAAAAAAAACCAACAAAAAAUAAAUAAAACCACACAAUUGAAUUG